Messenger RNA from Brienomyrus brachyistius, 2075 nucleotides. RefSeq lists its product as uncharacterized. The record is from RefSeq and is a predicted model, not a curated record. Bases 47 to 1042 code for a protein of 331 amino acids. The transcript has 3 exons. Lineage: Eukaryota; Metazoa; Chordata; Actinopteri; Osteoglossiformes; Mormyridae.
UAUUUCUAUUGUACCAAACCGGCUGCUACUUUUUUGUAACGUGAGGAUGGGGUUAGGGGUAUCGACAGAGGACAGGGAGAGGUACAAAGCUGCCAUUGGGGCUCACCUUUACGCUGCCAUGCAAAAAGCAGGGGGCCUGCCGGACGUGGGCAUUGACCAGGCUCUGCUGGACAACGCUGACCUCCGACCACCGGUGGCACUGCAGGAUUCCUUCAAGCAGCUCAGGAAGCACGUGGAUGCCAAGGGUCCAGGUUACCUAAAGGAGCUGAUGGCCAAGCUGGUCGUUUUCACCGAGGAGCCCCAGCUGAUGGGUCUGCUGACCCUGGUGAUCUCCAUGGUGAUGGAGACAGCCUACGCCUCCUCCCGCAGGCCCCCGCCGGGUAUGCUGGUGAAUGGGAAGGUGUCUGAACUGCGGGGCCUGAUUGAGGAGUACCUGAAAAGGUGCCGGAUGCACGAAUCUGAGGAGGCGGAGCUGCGGGAGGACACGCGGCGGCUGGAGGCGCAGCUGAGCUACCAGCUGACGCAGAUCAAAGGCGCUAUACUCGGCGAGGGCCCCGCCAGCUCCUGGGCGCUCAAGCACUGGGUCAACGGCGCCGUGCUCCACGCACAGAUGCUGGUGCAGCUGGCACGGAUGGAUGGGCGCGGCAGCGGGCCGGCGCGCGCCGCACUGGCCGGGUACCGCAGUGACCUGCGAGAGCUGCUGUCCGCGUACCGCCGGCACAAAGCCGCCACCGUGUAUGUCUCAAAGUGCAGGGGGGGGCCAACAGAUGACACCCUUGGUGACGCCGGGACCGUGACGGGAUACUGCAUCUCUGACAAGGAACUGGGCGUGUCCGCCGACGUGCCACUGCCGGACGGCGGGCUCCCGGUCGGGGCGUGCGUCAGCACCGACUCCUGUGCCGAGGCCUACCUGGACCACAUAUUCUCCCACCACCCCCCAAUCGCUGGCAUGGAGCGCUACUUCUCCGAAACUAUCAACAGCCUUCUGGAUCCCACAGGGACCGACGUCCCACCUCCUGCUACCAGCGGCCAAUCGGGAUAGACUAGCGCUCGAGUGACCUUUAGGUUCACGACCAAUAAAACGGUGCCAAUGAAGUAAUGAAAUUAAUCAGACUCAGUGAUCUGUCGUUGGGAUGAGCUCAUAAGCUCUCUGAGUAGGUGGGCUCACAUGACGACAGGAGACUAUGCCCGGUGAAGCCGAACGCUUUACGCUAAAUAUUUACAAGGCGUCUGACUUGUCUGUAGAUUCAGCUCAUGAUUUAAGUUAAACUAAAAAUUAAUGAAUUUAGGUGGUUGCAUAAGUAGAAAUGGAAAAAUACCAGAUUCUUUAAUGGCAAGCCAGGUGUAAAAAUUUCCUCUUAAUAUACUUGAUAGAAAUGCAGAAGUGUCUGACUGAAAAAGAGGAACAGUAUUUAACUUUGGAACUGGGGGAGUGUAUCUCUGAGCUCCUAGUCUCCUUCCAGGACAGAAGCCCAUCCGCCUGUCCGUGGUGUAACACGGCGCCAGUCUCUCUGUAGUGAUCCUCGAUAAGCCCCACCUCCCUCAUUUGCACAUGGAGAGACAGCCAAUCAGCCGCUCUGCAGUGUGCCAAGGUUGUUACCGCCAUUUUGUUCCAAUCACAGUAAUGUUUCCAUUGCAGACAGUCAGAUUGGCCAUCUCUGUUUUUUCAUGUUCAUUAAACACUCCUGGUUGCCGCUUGUCACAUUAUCGAGGAGACUAGGUGCCUCGAUCUACGUGUGAAUCCACUAAUAUUUAUUCACCUCCCCAAAUACACCACAUGAAAUCUUCUACAUAAUUGGCAUUACAGGAGUAUGGGUUGCACAAUGGCCAUUUGCCAGGCUUGACCACGUGUUAAACGGUUUACGGACUGUACAAUUAUGUACCAAGCAUGUCUUUAUAAUGAAGAUAUUCAUAAUAAUGAUUGAUCCGUAAGUUGGGCAAAGGGCACCCAGGGAGUUGGGGGUUAAGGACCCGUGUUGAGGCUGGGUUUGAACUAGUGACCUUCUGAUUACAGGCACACAGGGUUAGUCCACUGAGCCUCUGAAUGCUUGCAAAUAAAAAUCAAACUACACUGA